Misgurnus anguillicaudatus (oriental weatherfish) is the source of this 1786-nucleotide messenger RNA. The record is from RefSeq and is a predicted model, not a curated record. NCBI's taxonomy places the organism in Eukaryota, Metazoa, Chordata, Actinopteri, Cypriniformes, Cobitidae.
ACAAGCGUCCAGAUGCGAGCGAGCGAGCGCACAGCUGUAGCCGCGCAAAAGUGUGCGUAAAACUGCACCAAAACUCCAAAAAAACUUUGCGCAACUUUUCCUUGAGAAUUAGGAUAUGUCAGCACACCCAGUCUGCGGGAAAACUAACAAAUUUGGAUACGAAUGAAUUUGCAACUGUGUUACGUAGGGCGUCCGGAGCGACUGUUUACUUCUCAAACAGCACCAUGAUCUCUCCUGUCAACAGGUAACCUGGAGAGCAGCUUUCUUGUUUCGGGAUGAAACUUCAGCAGGACAUGUAUGUGAGGAACCUGUAAACCAGUGCAACAUAUCUUCAGGAUAUUAUCCUAAAGGACUUUAAAGUUCUUCGCUUUAACAUUACCAUGAGGAUUUAUAUGUAAAGCUCACGGGGCCGGAGGAGAUGCAUGCCCUGGACCUGAAGACUUCUCAGAGCAAGUUUAGGAAUUGAGUGGAUCUCAGUUAAAGUUUGAUGAUGGCCUCAGAGGUGGUGUGUGGACUCAUCUUCAGAUUGCUUCUGCCUGUUUGUCUUGCUGCAGCAUGUCUGUUCCGCUACAACUGGCUGUCUUUUGUCUACCUCAUCUAUCUUUUACUCAUCCCGCUGUUUGCCGAACCGACAAAGACAGCAAUGCAAGGUCACACCGGACGCUUGUUGAAAUCCCUGUGUUUUACCAGUAUGACUUUUCUAUUGCUGCACAUCAUCUACCAAAUCACAAUCAACAGUCUGUUAGCAGGAGACAAAAUUGAACCCAACUUCAACUGUUCAUCAUGGGAGAGAUCAAUACGGCAGUUGGGCGUUGAAAGUGUGCGAGGUGCAGAUGCUGGCAACGGGAUCCGCGUGUUUAUUCCAGACAUCGGCAUGUUCGUGGUGGGUCUGGUCACGUGGCUUUUGUGCCGCAGUCUGGAGAAGCCGCAGGUAAAGGACGUGUCACAGCACAACAGUGACUUUGAGGUGGACAACCAGGAAAAGGAGGAUGAAGAAGAAGAAGAGAAUAAAGAUGAGAAACUGGAGCUUGAAGAUGAGCUGCUGUUUGAAGAUUUCGAGCUGGCCGAUGAAGACUGUGAACUUCCUGAUGAUGAGGAAGUGGACAUCGAAGAUGGAGAAUUUGAGGAGCCUGAUGGCGAAGAAAGCACAAAAAUAAAGAUCCUGCGACAGAUAGCGGACGUGGCGUCCAAACUCAAAGAAAUCGUUGGCAAUCUGAUUACCACUGCAGGAAAAGUAGUCGUAACCAUAUUAUUGGGUCUCACGGGUAUAAUGUUGCCCUCCCUGACCUCCACUGUCUAUUUCUUCACCUUUUUGGGCCUGUGCACCUGGUGGUCUUUCUGUCGCACCUUCGACCCGCUUCUCUUCAGCUGUCUGUGUGUUCUCAUGGCCAUCUUCAGCGCUGGUCACCUCAUUAUGCUCUACCUCUACCAAUUUCAGUUUUUCCAGGAGUCUGUCCCAGCAGGAAACAGUUAUGCCAGUUUAUUUGGCAUAUCUCCAGUGGUUUUGACUGACUGUUCUCACACCUGGAUGUUCAAAGUGAACCCUAAUCUGGCGUGGCACCACUUUGUCAAUCCCAUCAUGCUCUUGGUGCUUUAUUACACAUUGGCCACACUCAUCCGUCUUUGGCUGCAGGAAUCAGAGGACAUGGUUAAAGAGAAAGAGGAGGAACCUGAGGGACGAGAGGACCCAGAGUCUCCUGAAAGCAAUGCUGUAGUUUAUACAGCGGAAAAGAAGAGACAGCUGUGGAGAAUGGCACGCUACCACACAGAUGAGAGAAAUUCUUAG